Molecule: messenger RNA, 339 nt
Organism: Necator americanus (New World hookworm)
Lineage: Eukaryota; Metazoa; Nematoda; Chromadorea; Rhabditida; Ancylostomatidae
Exons: 1
Coding region: 1-339 (112 amino acids)
Source: RefSeq, a predicted model, not a curated record
AUGUCCCAUCUUCGCAACCCAGAGCGAUGUAUAUCGAAAGCAAAACGUAGAUGGGCCGGUCACAUCAUGAGAAGAAUCGACGAUAGAUGGACUAAAAGAAAGCUAGAGUGGAUCCCAAGGGACGCAAAACGCCCCCGAGGGAGACCUCCAACGAGAUGGGGUGAUAUGUUCGCUGCACGAAUGGACGAGGUGAGAGCUCAGCUGAACACAGCUCAAGGACUUCGUCAACGUCCCCCACGAAACUCGGGAGCAUCUGGGAUCACAUUGGCGAGGGACGAAACGAGUGGAAAUAAUACCGAGGCCGCACGUCCAGUAAAGACGGGUGAUCUAAGUAUCUAA